ACAGUGUGUAAUAUGGCUGGCGCUGAGAGAGAGAGAGAGAGAGAGAGAGAGAGAGGUCCACACAGUGUGUUUCUACUCAGAGGCAUCUCUGCUGUAGCUGAGUGAAAAUCCCCAGUCUCUUCGUACCGUCGUCUGGACUUUAUCAACGGACGGCAAUACCUUUACUAUUAUUGGGAUAUCAUAUAGGUAAUAGUUUGGAUAUCGUGAACAGCCUUUGAAACAACCAUGUGGAUUUACAACAUCAUUUUUAUGCUCUUAAUUGUCCACUAUUCUGAGUGCAGGAGGAAUGCAUUGCAGGACUACCAGAGAAGCGAUAGUGUGCGAUUGGUCCAGCUGCCAGACUCUGCCCUCCAGACUAUAAGCAGGAAGUUGAGCAUAGUGAAGUGUGCCCGGGGCUGCAGCCGCAACAAGCGACUACUCUUCACCUGCAGAGCAUUUCUGUACGAUCAGAAAAACAGGAAAUGCCAGUGGCUUUCAUUCGACAGGAACUCACCAGGAGUCCAUAGCCAACACGACUUCAACUACCAACUCUACCAGAAGAAAUCCUAUGUGCAGGAGUGCAUAGUAGGGACAGGAGUGAACUACAGAGGGAGGAGGUCAGUAACAGCCAGUGGAAUAAAGUGCCAGGCAUGGGCCUCUCCUAUCCCUCACGAACACAAUUUCCUACCAAGGAGGAACAGGAAGAAGGACCUGAGAGAGAACUACUGUCGUAACCCUGACAAUGCUACCUCAGGACCAUGGUGUUUCACUACAGACCCCAAUGUCAGACACCAGGACUGUGGAGUACCUCAAUGCUCACAAGUGGAGUGUGUGAGCUGUAACGGGGAGAGCUACAGAGGUCCCAUGGAUCACACAGAGACAGGAUGGGAGUGUCAGCGCUGGGACCUGGAGGAACCACACAAACACCUCUUCCACCCCAAGAGGUAUCCUGAUAAAGGCCUGGUUGAUAACUACUGUAGGAACCCAGAUGGACGUCAACGACCGUGGUGUUUCACCACGGACCCACACACACUCUGGGAGUACUGCAACAUCACAGCCUGCUCCACAGACAGUGUGGUAGAGUUGGAAGUGACUACUAUGUGUUUCUGGGGUCAAGGUGAAGGCUACAGAGGGUCAGUAGCAGUAACACCCAGUGGGGUGAUCUGUCAACGCUGGGACUCACAGUACCCCCACAACCACUCAUACCUUCCCCAGAACUACCGCUGCAAAGACCUGACGGAGAACAACUGCAGGAACCCAGAUGGACGUGACCUCCCAUGGUGCUUCACUUCAGACCCUAACGUUCGCACAGCGUUCUGCACUAACAUCCCCCGCUGUGGCAAACAGAACACUGAACCUCAAGACUGCUACACGGGUAGUGGAGAGAACUACAGAGGCGAGGUUUCCAGGACCAGGUCAGGUCUUCCCUGUUCCCUCUGGAGUGACCACAGCAACAGUGGUGACAGAGAUGCGGCGGUGCUGACUGUCAGACAGGAGGGGAGUUUCUGUAGGAACCCAGACAGAGAUACAUACGGCCCCUGGUGUUACACUAACAGCACUGCUAUACCCUGGGACUACUGCAGCAUCAAACUAUGUGAACCAUCAGAGAACACCAUUCCACAGAGAGUAGAGGUGUCCAAGGUGUUGUGUUUCAUCCAUAAGAGGACCAGGAUAGUAGGAGGAGCUCCAAUUGCCAUUACAGACGGAAGCUGGAUGGUCAGCAUACAGAAAGGGUCCAGUCACUGGUGUGGAGGUUCUCUUAUACGGGAGGAGUGGGUUCUCACUGACAGACAGUGUUUCUCCUCAUGUGUUCCAGACCUGAGUGAGUACCGUGUUUGGUUGGGUGUGUCAGACCUCCGUGGCUCGGCUCCUAACGGCUCCUUCAGACAGGAAGUCUCCAUCUCCCAUGUGGUCUGUGGUCCUGAGGGCUCCAACCUGGCCCUCAUACGGCUGGCCAAGCCUGCCCUCCCUGCAGACAGUGUUCACACCAUUCAGCUGCCGGUGGCUGGGUGCUCUAUUGCUGAGGGUACGAUGUGUAGCAUGUAUGGAUGGGGCGAAACCAAAGGGACGGGUCAUGAGGGUGUUCUGAAGGUGGUCCAUCUGCCCAUGGUCAGUAAUGAGAGGUGUAGAGAACAACACAGAGGGAACCUCCACAUCACAGACACCAAGAUCUGCGCUGGGGGGAGGAGGGAUGAGGGGGUCUGUGAGAGGGACUAUGGUGGCCCCUUAGUGUGCCAGGAAGGAGAGAGCAGGGUCAUAGUGGGAGUCAGUGUCCAUGGCAGAGGCUGUGCCCGUGCCAACCGCCCUGGCAUCUUCAUCAACAUCCCCUUCUACACACAGUGGAUCCACAAGGUGUUCAGACACUACCCUGAACCUCAGAUCAACUAGAGACAAACCUUUAUCCCAUCAUCAACUAGAGACCCAACCUUGAGACAUCCUACAACCAGUGGAUCCAUAAGAUCUUCAGACACUAUCCUGACCCUUACCCUGAUCUGACCAACUAGAACCACCUUGAUAUAGAUACGUGUAAGUCCAGUAAGGAACAGCUGAGUCCUUGUGCAUUUGAAAGGGGGGAUCCAGCCAUAUUGUAAAUAUCAGACGCAACUCCAGACUUGAUGUUGGACUGCUAAAAGACUCAUCAUGGGCUGUGGAGUGGAACAUAAUUGUGUUGAUAAGACUGCUGGAUUGAUCUUUAGAUAAUAUAAAUAUGUAUUGUUACAAACAUGCUACUAAGGACAACAGAGGUGUGGAUAUGUUGUCGGCCAAAGACCAUGUCCUGAAGCUGGUAAGGUUUGGAGUCAGAAAGACGCUGUAGAUAAGAUGGUAAAAGUGGGAAUACACUUGAUUCCGGACGUUACUUGAAUGUACUGAAAACCAAAAGGCAGCAGCUCUCCACUUCUGUAGUGUGCUUCUGUAGGGCACUGUCAAGGGAACUAAAAUACAGCUGGGUCGUUCCACCAAUUCGGUGCCUUUUGAGAAGUGUAAAACAUUUAAUUUGACCAAAUUUUAACAUUCUGCCACAAAGAGCACAUGUUCAACUUAAAAAAUAAAACAUUUCCCCAUCUCAAGAGGUUAAAUAAAAAAAGGGGUUGAUGAUAUCAUCUUAAAUCAGCCAUAAAACCCUUGUGAAAGGGGGAUGGAAGUGUCAAUUGAAUGCCAGCUUCACAAAAUGUUUUAAAUUGUUAAAACAUUUCUAGCCUGUCUAUCUAUGGGUAACAGCGUUGACGUGUUAUGCUUGACCGGCUCAGUUUUCCACCACAAAACACCAGAAAAUUACCAAAAAGAGUAUAACCAGCUCACCUGCUUUUACAUUAGGCUACCCCGGGGCGGCAGGGUAGCCUAGUGGUUAGAGC
This is a messenger RNA of Oncorhynchus tshawytscha (Chinook salmon), 3332 nucleotides long. Its product is annotated as hepatocyte growth factor. The transcript is spliced from 18 exons. The record is from RefSeq and is a predicted model, not a curated record. Gene Ontology annotation, molecular function: signaling receptor binding; serine-type endopeptidase activity. Bases 226 to 2367 code for a protein of 713 amino acids. Gene Ontology annotation, biological process: proteolysis. NCBI's taxonomy places the organism in Eukaryota, Metazoa, Chordata, Actinopteri, Salmoniformes, Salmonidae.